GUCUUUAUAAUGCAUUCUCACACCAGUUAAAGUUGAGAUACGACGAAGAUGUCAACUAUAAGGAGUUAAGGAAGUUGGCAGCAGACUAUAUGCGCAAAAAUGCUGAUGAUUUCACGCCGUUUUUAUACUUGGAAGAUGGAGAUUUCAAUAAGUACUGUGAUGAUAUAGAAAAUACAGCCCGUUGGGGAGGUCAAUUAGAGGUGUUGGCGCUUGCUAAAGCCAAGCAAGUACCUGUGGAUAUUAUUCAACAUGAAGGACCUGAUAUAAAGAUUUGUGAAGACGAAUACCCAAAUAAAACUCCACUGAAGCUAGCGUAAGUGUUUCAUUAUACCGGUUACUAAGACCACGAAUAACUUACAAAUUUUCUAAUCUUGAUUAGUUAUCACAAACAUCUCUUUUCAU
Molecule: messenger RNA, 402 nt
Organism: Mycotypha africana
Lineage: Eukaryota; Fungi; Mucoromycota; Mucoromycetes; Mucorales; Mycotyphaceae
Exons: 2
Coding region: 90-317 (75 amino acids)
Source: RefSeq, a predicted model, not a curated record